Olea europaea var. sylvestris is the source of this 1351-nucleotide messenger RNA. RefSeq names its product homeobox-leucine zipper protein ATHB-54-like. The record is from RefSeq and is a predicted model, not a curated record. Gene Ontology annotation, molecular function: sequence-specific DNA binding; DNA-binding transcription factor activity, RNA polymerase II-specific. NCBI's taxonomy places the organism in Eukaryota, Viridiplantae, Streptophyta, Magnoliopsida, Lamiales, Oleaceae. Gene Ontology annotation, cellular component: nucleus. Gene Ontology annotation, biological process: positive regulation of DNA-templated transcription. The coding region runs from base 296 to 1144 and encodes 282 amino acids. The transcript has 3 exons.
UCAGCUACUUAUAAUUCCCCUUAAGCUCCCCUUCCCAUAGAACUCUCACUAAUCCCAUAGUUAUCUUCACUCAAAUUUCAACAGCUCUCUCUCUUGUUUCUCUCUCCUCAGUUACUGGUGACUGAUGGCUGUGUCCCCUCGGUACUUCCAAAUAAACUUUAUGCUCAUCAUUACUUUCUUUCGUCUCAGGCCUUGAAAUUCUUGCUACUUUUUCCAGUGCCCAUAAAAUAAGAAACCGUUAAAAACCAGAAGUUACAGCUGUGGAGAAUGGUGGGAUGUGUUUGAUAGUUACAAAAUGACCUCUGUUUUGCUUAAAAAUGAAAAGCUUCCUUGUUCAUCUAAUGUUCUCGAUUCUCUAUUGAUUCCCUGUUCUUCCGCUUCUUUUCAUGUUUCAGGGUCUACAUCCAUUGUUAAUUUCGAAGAUGUUCACCGAGAAAACUUGACAGAUAAGCCAUUCUUUGACAAAGAAGAAAAUGGCAGUGAGGAUUACGAUGAGUGCUUUCGCAAACUGGAGAAGAAAAGGCGACUUUUGCCUGAUCAAGUGCAAUUUCUUGAAAAGAGUUUCGCAGUUGGAAACAAGCUUGAAACCGAGAGAAAGAUUCAGCUUGCUAAACAAACUGGUUUGCAGCCUAGACAAGUUGCAAUCUGGUAUCAAAAUAGGAGAGCCAGGUACAAAACCAAGCAGAUGGAGAAGGACUACAAUUCUUUGAAAGCUACCUAUGACAAACUUAAGGCUGAUCACGAUAGCCUCUUCAAAGAGAAUGAGAAAUUGGAAAAUGAGGUUCGUUUGCUUAAAGAGAAGUUGCUUCAAAGAGAGAAAGGAAAGCCAAAAUCAGAGCCAUGUGAUCCCACAAGUCCAUUGUGGGCAGGCUCAGAACAAAACAAGCCACUUCCCAGUUUUGCCUUACCAAAAGCAUCAAAUCUACCAAUGGUGAUUUGUAAACAAGAGGAUGCAACUUCUGCAAAAAGUGAUGUUUUUGAUUUAGAGAGCCCACGUUAUAAUGAUGGGAUUCGUUCCUCAUUCUUAGAGCCAUCUGAUUCUUUGCAUAUUUUCGACUCAGAUUUCUCUCAAGACAAAGAUGACAACCUGAGCAGGAGCCUUAUGCCCCCACCUUGCUUCGCCAAACGUGAAGAUGAAUGUUAGGAUGAUUUACAACUUAAUUCAAGCAAUUUGAGAUUUCCAGUUGGAGAUCAGGCCACUUGGUUAUGGCCUCUUAUUGAGUAGUGUACUUCUUGGUACGACAAGUUAGCUACGCGAUUUAGUGUUGUGUUCAAUGUAGUAAUCUAUUGUAAACAAGCUUAGAAUCGGUAAUGAAGGUUUUAUUUUUUAUCGAAGAUCUUGAUUUGCAUC